AUGACGGCGUAUUUGGUUCUGGUAAUGUUUAUGAUGUAUGGUGGUAUUGGCGCAGUGUUUGCAGAACUGACUUCAGAUGUUCGGUGGACAGACGAACAGAAACUGUUGUAUUAUUUGCGUAGAAACUACGACUCUGCAGUCAGACCGGUGUUUAAUGCCUCACACCCAAUUGUUGUCAGACUUGGGAUCACACUGGCUCAAGUACUCGAUGUGGAUGAAAAGAAUCAAAUCAUCACACUAAGUGUUUGGCUAGAUCAGGAAUGGUACGACGAAAAGCUUACGUGGAACAAAUCCCUAUUUGCGAAUAUAACAAUACUGAGAAUACCGUGCGACUUAGUAUGGCUUCCAGACAUUAUAUUGUACAACAGUGUUGAUAAUCACCAUAAAGGAUACAUGAGAAGCUUGGUCAUGGUUCAAGAGAACGGGAACGUUUUCUGGCCACCAAUAGUACGUAUGCGAAGUUCGUGUAAGAUGGAUAUAACCUAUUUUCCCUUUGACGACCAAGUGUGUAAGCUUAAACUUGGAUCCUGGGCGUACGACGGCUUUCAGUUGGAUGUAGUAAAGAGAACAAUGGAAGUGGACACUGAAAAUUACGUGGACAAUGGUGAAUGGGUACUGAUUGACACACAGGUUACGCGUAACGUCGUGUACUACGCCUGUUGUCCAGAGCCAUUUCCAGACAUUACAUUCUACAUCCAUAUUCGACGGCGCGUCUUGUACUAUAUGUUCAACGUCAUAGUUCCGUGCGUUCUGCUUUCCAGUUUGUCGCUGACCGGAUUCUUGUUACCCUCGGAUUCAGGCGAGAAAGUCACUCUGGGACUCACUGUUCUGUUAGCAUUCUCGGUCUUCAUGCUUCUAGUGGCAGAAAAUAUGCCGCCAACAUCAGAAUAUGUACCACUGAUAGGUAUCUACCUCACUGUUAUCAUGGCGAUGAGCGCCAUCUCUGUGGCCCUGGCGGUGUUCGUCCUCAGCUGUCACCACAGAGGUACGGUUGUGAAGCUGCCGCCCAGACCGGUCAGAAUACUGGCGUCAGUUAUAGGACGGCUGCUCUGCAUGAAGCUGUUUUAUAUCGACACAAACCAGGCAUCCGCACUGCCGAGUCAUCUCAUUGAUUCGCACAGACUCACCACUGACGUUACCGAGAUCGAAAUCAGUGCGUUUAUGUAUUCCACGCCAACCUUCAAGAGUACUAUUGAAGCGAUGAAGGUGAAUGGCAGUUUGCAGAAAGACACUGUGGUUCAUCUGAGGACGAUUAUCGACGAUUAUCAGAAGAGUCAGUUUGAUCGAAACGUUGUGCUACAAUGGCGGGAAAUCGCCCAGGUCAUGGACAGGUGUUUUUUCGUUUUAUUCCUCACCAUCACUCUUGCUUCCAGUGUCGUCCUUCUCAUAGUUCGUCCAAUGACAAAGGCAACCAGAAUAGCGGAGAUGUGAGAAUCACGCCAAACACGCGUUCGUAACUGCCAGAAGAAGAUUAAAAAGAACAUGAACAGGAACAUGAACUAUGUGGUAACACAUGGACUCGUCUGGAUAAGUGAUUUUAGAAACAGUUUAAAGCAGAUUGUUUUUCACAUUUACCAAUAAACCUUUCUAGGAUUAAAUAAAUUUAGAUUUUUUUUUACAACAUUUUCAUCGUGAUUUUUUAAUCAUCUUUAUUAUUGGGUUUUUUUUUUUUAAAUGACAAUAAUAAUCGUAG
Messenger RNA from Gigantopelta aegis, 1693 nucleotides. RefSeq names its product neuronal acetylcholine receptor subunit alpha-10-like. Bases 1 to 1431 code for a protein of 476 amino acids. Lineage: Eukaryota; Metazoa; Mollusca; Gastropoda; Neomphalida; Peltospiridae. The transcript is spliced from 6 exons. The record is from RefSeq and is a predicted model, not a curated record. Gene Ontology annotation, molecular function: acetylcholine-gated monoatomic cation-selective channel activity; transmembrane signaling receptor activity. Gene Ontology annotation, cellular component: synapse; neuron projection; postsynaptic membrane. Gene Ontology annotation, biological process: monoatomic ion transmembrane transport; signal transduction; regulation of membrane potential.